Messenger RNA from Helicoverpa armigera (cotton bollworm), 2861 nucleotides. RefSeq names its product lethal (2) 05287. Gene Ontology annotation, biological process: positive regulation of transcription by RNA polymerase I; positive regulation of rRNA processing. Gene Ontology annotation, cellular component: nucleolus. Bases 132 to 2825 code for a protein of 897 amino acids. The record is from RefSeq and is a predicted model, not a curated record. Gene Ontology annotation, molecular function: protein binding; RNA binding. The transcript is spliced from 11 exons. Lineage: Eukaryota; Metazoa; Arthropoda; Insecta; Lepidoptera; Noctuidae.
UCAAUUUCAGAAAGACAAUGUUGUUGAAGUAGAAGAUUGAGGUUAUCUCAUAUGUUAAGUUUCUAUCAACCGUGUGUUUAUCGAUAUGCGUAAAGAAUUAUAACCAAGAUAUUAACUUACAAAAGUUUACAAUGGGUGUAUUAGCAAAUGACGAUAGUGGUAAAAGUGUGAACUAUAAUUUUCAAAGGAAAGCAGGCAGGAGUAUCAUUGAACAUCGUCCAGUUUUCUCACCGGAUGGAGAAUCAGUGGCUAUAAUAGUAGAGAAUGUAGUGCGAGUAUACAAUAUCCAAACGGGGGACUGUGUCCGAACACUUGAAACAGAGGUUGCUAUAAAUAAACUGAUUGCGAUACAGUUUCCUGAAAAUGAAGGCUACAAUUUGUAUGGAUGUUCCGACACUGGUCAUGUCACAACAUGGACAUGGGAGAAUGGAGCUGUACUCAGAGAAAUUAAAUUGCGACUUCCAAAUAACUCAACUAUACAUACCUUCGACUUGGUGGAUAGCAAUGAAUGUUGCAUUACCGUAAGCCUACCGAAUCAGAAACAACUGACGCUCAGCACUCACUCCGUAAAGACCGGGGAACUGAUAUAUGAAUACCAAGAAACUAAGCCUAAGCAUUGUGAUAUGAUCUGCAUAUCUUUAGGUUGGUGUAACGGAGACAGAUAUGCUGCACUCACAAAUGGAAGUAGAACAUUGUACAUUCAAAAUCUACAACAACCGCAUGUCAAGGCUCGAAUACAUAACCAUAAUGAUUACCGCAUAAUGUCAGUAGCAGCCCAUCAGAAGGCUAACACCGUGGCUAUUACUGACACGUUGGGCCGAGUCACUAUCAUUAGAGGCAACUUGUUUGAUAUCAAGCAAAUUGCAAGAGAGGUGCUACAUUGGCAUUUCCUGCCACCACUCGCAACAUGUUUUUCUUUACAAGGUAAUUACCUAUACACUGGAGGAAUGGAGAAAGUCCUUGUAAAGUGGACUAUUGGAAGCUUGGCAUACAAAGCCAAUGAAAAGGCCUUCAUCCCUCGCUUACCAGGAAUGAUCCGAUUUAUUACUACCAACAAUAAUCAUGUUGCUGUGACAUUAACAAAUAAUUCGGUAGUGAUAGCGAACGCCCAGCUCCGCGUGGUAUGCACGCUGCUGGAGUGCGGCGGCGCGUCUCACAGCGCCCGCGCGGCGGCGCCCGCGCUCGUGUACCACGCGCCGCUCGCCGCGCUCAUCACGCCGGGCCGCACAGGACAUCUGCAGCUGUAUUCCACUGCUACUGACAAAGUUUUGUACAAUUUAGACAUAACAGAAAUGAACAAUUUACCGUCGGAGAGAUGGAAUCUUUUACCACUAGAAACAGAAGUGACAUGCGCCGCCGUCAGCGGUAACGGCGACUGGCUCGUCACCUCAGAGUACAGGAACGAUGGCAUUACAUACCCCGAGGAGAAACUCAAGUUCUGGGCAGCGCUCCACAAGAGCGCCACGCCCUUCCAACUCAACACCUGCGUCAAUCUGUCCCACGGGGGCUGCAAUGUGGUCUCUAUCGCCCUCAACUAUAGAGGCGACUUUUGCGUAUCAGCCGGUAAAGACCAAAAGUUCAGAAUAUGGAAUAAAGAAAACACUUCACAGACAAACCGCAAAAAAAUCGCUUGGACUUGUUUGACUGCGUGUUAUUACUCAUCUGGGGUUGGUCAGUUUAUUUCAAAUAGUGUUCUGAAUAGUUUCAAAGAUGGCGUCAGACAUAGGGCAGGGAAGGAUGAAGACUUGCCUUAUUUGCGGGAGGAAGGGAGUAAGAAUGAUAUAAUAAAGAAGUUGUUUAAUAUUCAUAAGGAGCAUUCGUUAGUUGACGAGGAGGGGCUGAAUGUGCCUAGUAGGAGGGAGAAUGAGUAUGACAUGGGAGGUAUAGCGGUGUCGCAGGACGGGUCGCUGAUCGCGGCGUGGUUCGGCUGCAAGCUGACGCUGUGGGACUCGCACGUGUGCAGCCUCAGCACCACGCUGAGCCACCCCGCGCUGCGACCCAAGGGGGUGCACGUGCAGUUCGGAAACAGAGAUGCUGCACAUUAUUUAGUGUGUACCACAGAAACCUGCCUAGCAGUAUGGAGUUUGUUAUCUCUGACGGUGAAAUGGCUCGUUCAAAUAAACCCGACGUGCUUGACCGCUCAUAGGUUCUCCAACAAACUGGCUGUCGUUACGGCCAAUAAUGAUGUUCACGUGUUCACACCACACAGUUCGAAGCCGAUACUAACUAAAAAACGCCUACUGGACCCGGCUACCGGCGUAUUCACACAGUGCACUUUUGGCCGCUGCUUCGACGAUGAUAUAAGAUUGUACCUUAUGAGGAAUAAUUCUGAGAUCUACUGCAUCGAGCCAGAGCAAACGGAAGAGCAUCGUUUGGAGGUGAUAUCGCAACGAAAACUGCCCACAUCGAACUUCAGCGCGUUGUUGGCUGAACAGCAACUGUCUGAAGUGCAAACUGGAGUCGGGGACACCAACGUCAUCGAUGCCAACAAUCUUGCAGGCUCUACUAUCGCGCAGUUUUCGAUGUCAUCUCCUCACAUGGUACCGCCAGUAAGCCUUCUUUGCACUUCAUUCCUCCAACGGCUCAGUGGCAUGGAACAAUUGGAGACCACAGAUGACUCUCGCGAAGAGAAGCCGAUGGAAGUUGACGCGGACUCCAGCGAUGAUGAAGACUCAGCUGAUUCAAAACUGAAUGGACCCUACGCCCCCAGAGUGACGGAACUAUGGACACCGAACUAUGAAGCCGUCAAAGAGAAGAAAUUAAACAAAAUCAUGAAUGAACCUUUUCUGGACUUGCAUUCGACCAGUGCAAUGUUUGGUGUAUAGUUAUUUCUUGAAUAAAGUGACCAAUUAGUUAUUAAA